AUGAAAGAGCAAAUGCGGAGGGAAGAGGAAGAGAAAAGUUGGACCGGGGAUCCAAUUAUUGCUGAAGAAAUGCGACAACAAAGUUCACGGGCUAGAGAAGAAUGGUUGCUUCGUCUAGAGCGAGAAGAAAAAAAAGAAGAAGAACGAUGGCGGCAGGAAAGGUGGAAAAGAGCGUCAAUGGCUAAAAUACAACCAUCGCGUAAGCAAAAAGAAAAAGAAGAGAAAAGGUAUUGCCAGCGACAAGUACAAGGUCGAGUACCAGGUCCAGUACCACACACAGUACAAGGUCCAGUAUUAGUUGAUGGAAGCUGGCGACUUGGGCGAUUUUCGAUCAGGACACUACCUCUAACCUUUCAGUAG
Molecule: messenger RNA, 360 nt
Organism: Didymodactylos carnosus
Lineage: Eukaryota; Metazoa; Rotifera; Eurotatoria; Philodinida; Philodinidae
Source: the annotation of a GenBank genome assembly